ACAAACUAGGACUGACAAUUAUACAGUGACAAAACUAACUAGGACUGACAAUUAUACAGUGACAAAACAAACUAGGACUGACAAUUAUACAGUGACAAAACAAACUAGGACUGACAAUUAUACAGUGACAAAACAAACUAGGACUGACAAUUAUACAGUGACAAAACAAACUAGGACUGACAAUUAUACAGUGACAAAACAAACUAGGACUGACAAUUAUACAGUGACAAAACUAACUAGGACUGACAAUUAUAGUGACAAAACUAACUAGGACUGACAAUUAUACAGCGACGAAACAAACUGAUGACCAGAGCCGGGCACCACAAACACAUUAGAAAGAACCUCAAGCAAAAGAUAACUUGGACUUAUUAAAAGGAAGGAAGGGAUGAAGAUAGACAGAGGAGGAGGAGGAGAGAGAAUGAACGAAAGGAAAUGAGAUGUAAGAUUUGACCAUUAGAAAGAAUGUCACGCAAAAGAUAACUUGGACUUAUUAAAAGGAAGGAAGGGAUGAAGAUAGACAGAGAGGAGGAGGAGGAGGAGUGAAAGGAGAAGAAGGAGAAACGGAUAUAGAAAGAAUUGGAGGAAGAGGAGAUGAAGGAAGAAUAGAGGAGGAAAGAAUGGAGGAAAGUCGGGGAAGGGGAAUGGAAAUGAGAAGGAGGAAAAGUGAAAAAGGAAUAAAGGAGAAAGGAGAAUAGAAGGAACUGGAUUAUGAGCAGCAGGAGGAGGAGGAGAGAGAAUGUACGAUUGGAAAAUGAGAUGCAAGAUUUGACCACCAGAAAGAAUUAUAAACGUUAAUUAAGCAAAAGAUAACUUGGACUCAUUAAAAGGAAGGAAGGGAUGAAGAAAGACAGAGAGGAGGAGGAGGAGGAGAGAGAAUGGACAAAAGGAAAACGAGAUGAAAGAUUUGACCACCAGAAAGAAUGUCAAGUAAAAGAUAACUUAAGACUUAUUAAAAGGAAGGAAAGGAUGAAGAAAGACAGAGAGGAGGAGGAGGAGGAGGAGAGAGAAUGGACAAAAGGAAAACGAGAUGCAAGAUUUGACCAGAAAGAAUGUCAAGUAAAAGAUAACUUAAGACUUAUUAAAAGGAAGGAAAGGAUGAAGAAAAACAGAGAGGAGGAGAAGGAGGAGGAGGAGAGAGAAUGGACAAAAGGAAAACGAGAUGCAAGAUUUGACCACCAGAAAGAAUGUCAAGUAAAAGAUAACUUAAGACUUAUUAAAAGGAAGGAAAGGAUGAAGAAAGACAGAGAGGAGGAGGAGGAGGAGAGAGAAUGGACAAAAGGAAAACGAGAUGCAAGAUUUGACCACCAGAAAGAAUGUCAAGUAAAAGAUAACUUAAGACUUAUUAAAAGGAAGGAAAGGAUGAAGAUAGACAGAGAGGAGGAAGAGGAGGAGGAGGAGGAGGAGGAGAGAGAAUGGACAAAAGGAAAAAGAGAUGCAAGAUUUGACCACCAGAAAGAAUGUCAAGUAAAAGAUAACUUAAGACUUAUUAAAAGGAAGGAAAGGAUGAAGAAAGACAGAGAGGAGGAGGAGGAGGAGGAGAGCGAAUGGACAAAAGGAAAACGAGAUGCAAGAUUUGACCACCAGAAAGAAUGUCAAGUAAAAGAUAACUUAAGACUUAUUAAAAGGAAGGAAAGGAUGAAGAUAGACAGAGAGGAGGAGGAGGAGGAGGAGAGAGAAUGGACAAAAGGAAAACGAGAUGCAAGAUUUGACCAGAAAGAAUGUCAAGUAAAAGAUAACUUAAGACUUAUUAAAAGGAAGGAAAGGAUGAAGAUAGACAGAGAGGAGGAGGAGGAGAGAGAAUGGUUGAGAGAGAAAACUGAAGAAAAACGAAGAAUCAGAGCAAAUGGGUCAAAAAGAAAACAAGGAAAUGAAAAAAGAAGGAAGGAUGUAAUGCUGACUUGCCUUCCAUAACUCACUUAGCCAGGGGUGGAUACCUCUUUGGCCGACUGGUAAAGGAGUGCCUCUCCCGUUACACUGGUCGCGGGUUUGAUCCCCGGCGCCGGUAAAACCUUUCCUUGUCUGGAUUAAUUCCUCGUGUGUUUCGUUACACGCUGAGAUCGUGUGGGAGUGGAGAAAAGAGAAAAUUCUGGCAUUUCAAGGAAACAUUCAAUCAUUAAAUUAAAGGUGUUAGAACUGUUGCUUGAAGGGAAAGGGACGAGUUAAUUUGUAAGUGUUGCUGUAAUAUAAGUAACUUGAUAUAUUAUACUGUGGUGGUGCCUCGCUCUACCAACACCAGCUAACCAGUGAUAGCCCAUCCUCACUAACACACUGAACCAAGCACAAUAUCAUCGCCGCUAUUAAAGUGACACACUCCUUAUGUCCUUUAUACAGCAUUCCUUGACCUAAAUUGUCCUAUCUAUCUUCGUGUGACUCUUCGUGAUGUCUCCCACUCCUGGUCCGGUCUCCAGUCUUGGUCGUUAUCAGCGCGGGCGCCCAAUGUGUCAGGCCUCUGUUCCUGGGUAUGUGGGACAAGACACAGGCGGUGCCCCACGAGUCAGGUCUCCGUCACGGCAGCGCCUGGGUGUGUGGGACAAGACACAGGCGGUGCCCCACGAGUCAGGCCUCCGUCACGGCAGCGCCUGGGUGUGUGGGACAAGACACAGGCGGUGCCCCACGAGUCAGGUCUCCGUCACGGCAGCGCCUGGGUGUGUGGGACAAGACACAGGCGAUAGAAGGGAUUCCAUAUGACACGGGAAACUGUUACCUAUCUACACUUUGCCCCCUCUCUCUCUCUUUCUCUCUCUCUCCCUAGCUCCCUUAUUCUCAUUCUCUCUCUCUCUCUCUCUCUCUCUCUCUCUCUCUCUCUCUCUCUCUCUCUCUCUCAUCAUCUAUCUCCCCCUCUUUCUUCCUUCAUUUCUCCCCUAUACACUCUCUCUCUCUCUCUCUGUGUCUCUGUCUCUCUCCUUCUUUAUCAUUUAUCUCCGCCUUUCUUCCUUCAUUUCUCCCCUGUACUCUCUCCUCUAUCAUCUAUCUCCCCCUCUUUCUUCCU
Messenger RNA from Eriocheir sinensis (Chinese mitten crab), 2989 nucleotides. Its product is annotated as trichohyalin-like. The record is from RefSeq and is a predicted model, not a curated record. Lineage: Eukaryota; Metazoa; Arthropoda; Malacostraca; Decapoda; Varunidae. Bases 838 to 1911 code for a protein of 357 amino acids. The transcript is spliced from 2 exons.